This is a messenger RNA of Pipistrellus nathusii (Nathusius's pipistrelle), 363 nucleotides long. The record is from the annotation of a GenBank genome assembly. Lineage: Eukaryota; Metazoa; Chordata; Mammalia; Chiroptera; Vespertilionidae.
AUGCUGCGAGGCAAGUCCAGGCUCAACGUGGAGUGGCUAGGCUACUCGCCCGGGCUACUCCUCGACGACGGGCCACCCCCACCGGGGCGCACGCCUCGGAACCCCAUUCGAAAUGAGAGUUCAUUGGCAUCUACCCUGAAGACUCUGCUGUUCUUCACAGCUUUAAUGAUCACUGUACCUAUUGGGUUGUAUUUCACCACUAAAUCUUAUGUUUUUGAAGGUGCCUUUGGGAUGUCCAAUAGGGAUAGCUAUUUUUAUGCUGCUAUUGUUGCCGUGGUUGCUGUCCAUGUGGUGCUGGCCCUCUUUGUCUAUGUGGCCUGGAAUGAAGGUUCACGACAGUGGCGUGAAGGCAAACAGGAUUAA